UGUAGCUUCCUGUAAAGAUAGGACUUCCUGGUCUCUGUCUCACACUCUCUACCCCACUCUUUAACCUCAGUUGAUAGUAUACUCUGUCUUUGCGAAUGCCUCAAUUGAUUCAGCCUGAUUGAUCGUAAUGAGUUUGGGGAGCUCAAACAUGGCUGGAGGUGCACUGGGAACAGCCUUCUCUCUCCUGUUUCUUGCCUCUAUUAUACAAGGGUUCCGGGAUGUUGAGGUGUUCCAUUAUGAAAAGAUGGAGGCAGUAGUGGGCCAGAACGUUACCUUACCUUGUACUGUAAAAGGCAGCCCUGAUCUCAAGAUCGUCAGUAUUGAAUGGAGAAAGAACAAAAAUGAAGACACAAAGCUGGUUCUGUACAGCGAAAAGUUUGGAAUCAAUCGAUUUUGGCCUAAUGUCACCAUGCAGAUUGAGAACGAGUCGAUGGGCUCCCAUCUCCACCUUUUCCGGGUGGCAAAAUGGGACAGCGGUUUCUAUAUUUGUGACAUCACAAGUUUUCCCCUGGGCACCAUCAGGAGAGAAACCGAGCUAGAGAUCAAAGAUGAUGUUAAAAUAAUGUGUAAUAUGGAUCGCAUUGUUGAGGUCUAUACUGGAGAACACGUGACCAUUCAAUGCAGAGCAUUCCCUGAUGCACAGUACAAGUGGACCAAGAACAAGAUACUGGUGUCAGAGAAUACAUCUCUGGAGCUCUGGUGUGUGACUGAGGCUCACACAGGGGUUUAUACACUGACUGUCAACACAGGAAACAAAAGUCUGCAUCAAGAGUUUAUCAUCACAGUGCUAACAGCAACCACAACAGAACAAACUCACUCAGCAGUCUCAACAGCAUCUCUGAAUCGUAACAUGGAUCUUGUGACAGUGCCAUCACAGUCUAAUGUAACUGCGGAGGGUUUGGUUGAAUCAGCAGACAGCAGCUUUACCACAACACCGACCACUGGGCUUUCAACCAUUGACAGCAAUGCAACUUGGACCAUGAGUAUGGGCACAGCUGUAAGCGAUGAUAAUCCAAACUCCAGAAAUGUCACAGAUGGAGAGCAUAUGACAUCUUUAACAAAUUCUACACAUAUCAGUGUCACGUCAUCCCCUGCCACACACACUGAUCCCUAUCACUUCAACAACUCCACGGACCAGGAGAUAAACCCGACUCACAAUUUGAACACAACCAAAGGAUCAGUGGCCAUCAGUCUAGACACAACAUUAAGUGCCACCCCAACUCUGGGCACUGUAAAUACAAUGACACCCAUUGAGGAUGAAGAUACUGCUGUUGUACGGAGUCGUCUGUUGUUGCCGUUAAUCAUCAUUCCAAUCCUGGUAUUGAUUGCUGUGGCUGGCUUUCUCUACAGAAGAAAACUUAUAAAGGAGAGGAUGGAUCUACCGCCUCCAUUCAAACCCCCUCCUCCUCCAGUAAGGUAUACAGCUGCAAGACACCAUGAUAUUUCAACCCAGUCAUUCCCCACUUCAAGAUGUAACUCAGUGACAGAACUUAAAGAUAUGAAACAAGUUAAUAUGUAUAUAUAUUAAUAUAUAAUGCCUGAUAUAUUGCACAAUGACAGUAUUCAGUCAUUGUGGGGAUCUAGUGUAAGCUGUAUCCUAACUUGAUUACAUGCAGAAUUAUUAAAGAUAAUACUUGCAGUUGUAGACAGUAUCAAAGUGCAGUUACAACACAGUUGCAGGCAAUUGUACAAAUGUGGGCUGUGUAUAUCUGGGGUGGGUGUUCUUUUUUAAAAAAAUGUAUUACAUUUUGCCAUACAGUUUCUAACAUUUGAAAAUAAAAGAUGUUUUAUUUUGUCUCUAAAUUGACUUUGAGCUAUUGCACUGCAGGUGCUUGUGUUAUUUACAUUCUUGCAAUAUUAUAUAUUCACUGUGACUUUUGAAUAAAGUCCCAGCUAUUGUAUCUUACGCAGCAGUAAAAAAGCAUUGCAAUGCAUAGAAACAUAACUGUUUGAACUAUAUGGCAGAUUUACUUCCUUUAAGGUAAUUCUGGCUUCAUCUGUUAAGCCUGUGAUUUAGGAUUUCUUGCACAGAAGCCCGAUGUAUUUCUCUUGU
Sander lucioperca (pikeperch) is the source of this 2053-nucleotide messenger RNA. Its product is annotated as T-cell surface protein tactile. Gene Ontology annotation, biological process: inflammatory response; cell-matrix adhesion. Bases 128 to 1528 code for a protein of 466 amino acids. The record is from RefSeq and is a predicted model, not a curated record. The transcript has 8 exons. NCBI's taxonomy places the organism in Eukaryota, Metazoa, Chordata, Actinopteri, Perciformes, Percidae.